This is a messenger RNA of Ricinus communis (castor bean), 1732 nucleotides long. RefSeq names its product UV-B-induced protein At3g17800, chloroplastic. The coding region runs from base 245 to 1501 and encodes 418 amino acids. The transcript has 4 exons. The record is from RefSeq and is a predicted model, not a curated record. NCBI's taxonomy places the organism in Eukaryota, Viridiplantae, Streptophyta, Magnoliopsida, Malpighiales, Euphorbiaceae.
AGAACACAAACACAAACAUGUAUAAAAUAAUUAUUACUCUGGCCAAAGGCAGCUCCCAAAUUUUUAAUUCCGCCAGCCAUCUUAGACUCUCAAGAGAAAACUCAACACAAAACACAUCCUAAUCAAAUAAUAUUAUAAUAAAUAUUUGUAUAACCCAUUUGGGUUCGUCUCUCGAUUGCCUAUAUACAAUCAUCUCUCGCCUCUCUGCUACCAUCUCCCUGUUUUUUCAUCAGAACUGUGAAAAAUGGAGGCAGCGACAGCAGCUAUUGUUAGGUAUCCUAUUGGCAUGUAUAAACCUUCCACUACUGUUGGCAGAUCCGUUUUUCUAGCUGCUAACGGCCCUGGCUUUUUGCGCUUUUCUACUACAAAGCAUUAUUCUUCGGUUUCAUACGGAAAGCAAGGAUAUAGACGGGAGGCUUUUGGGAAUAGAAGAUAUACAGCAGUGAGAGCAUCAUCAUCAUCAUCAGAUCGUGCUGGGCCGCCAGCUCAAAUAGCUCCACUUCAAUUGGAGUCUCCAAUAGGACAGUUCUUGUCUCAAAUAUUGAUUAAUCACCCACAUCUUGUGCCAGCUGCAGUGGAGCAGCAGCUUGAACAACUUCAAACUGAUCGCGAUGCAGAUAAACAUAAGGAGGAGCCUUCUGUUUCUGGCACUGACUUGGUAUUAUACAGGAGAAUUGCUGAGGUAAAGGCUAAUGAAAGGAGAAAAGCUUUGGAAGAGAUUUUAUAUGCUUUGGUUGUGCAGAAAUUUAUGGAUGCCAAUGUUUCUUUGGUUCCCUCGAUAGCUCCGGCUUCUGCUGAGCCAUCUGACCCGGUGGAUAUGUGGCCGCGCCAAGAUGAGAAGCUUGAGAGGCUUCACUCUCCUGAAGCCUACGAGAUGAUCCAGAACCACUUAGCACUGAUUUUGGGUAACCGGGUAGGAGAUUCAACUACAGUUGCACAAAUAAGUAAAUUAAGGGUUGGACAGGUCUAUGCAGCAUCUGUGAUGUAUGGGUAUUUCCUCAAGCGUGUUGAUCAGAGGUUUCAGCUUGAGAAGUCAAUGAAAAUCCUUCCAAGUGCUGUGGACGAGGGAGAUAAUAAUGUUCAAGAAGCUAUGAGGCCAGAUAUGAAAUCUAGUGAUGGAGAUGCUGCCUUUCAAGCUGCGUCAUCUCACCCGGAGGUGGCUUGGUCUGGUGAUGUCAGUGCUGGGGGGUUUGGUCAUGGCAUAAAGGCUUCCAGACUUCGGAGUUAUGUGAUGUCUUUCGAUGGGGAGACACUUCAAAGAUAUGCAACAAUAAGAUCCAAGGAGGCAGUUAGUAUCAUUGAGAAGCACACAGAGGCCUUGUUCGGAAGACCAGAAAUCAUCAUAACACCUCAAGGGACAGUUGAUUCUUCCAAGGAUGAACUUAUUAAGAUCAGCUUUGGUGGUUUGAAGAGACUCGUCUUAGAAGCUGUUACUUUUGGUUCUUUCCUUUGGGACGUUGAGAGCUAUGUGGAUUCAAGGUACCACUUCGUUACAAACUGAAUGUUGCUUGCCUACAUGCCUGUCAAAGAAAACUUGUUGCAGAAGUAGAACUAACCGAAUUUGAAUGUCAUUAAAGACUGUAAAAAUUUGCACCGAUAUUUCUGUAUAUAGUUUGGAUUAGGUAUUUUCUACGAUGGAUUUGCUUAAUGUGAAAUUUGGUCGCCAUUGGCGUCUCAGUUAUUCAUCAUUAUACUUGAAUACAAAAAAAAAAAAAAAAUCUUUGCAUUCUCA